Messenger RNA from Symsagittifera roscoffensis, 1959 nucleotides. RefSeq lists its product as uncharacterized. Bases 127 to 1959 code for a protein of 610 amino acids. The record is from RefSeq and is a predicted model, not a curated record. The transcript is spliced from 5 exons. NCBI's taxonomy places the organism in Eukaryota, Metazoa, Xenacoelomorpha, Acoela, Convolutidae.
GUUGACAGAGCAAACGUCUUCAAAACAAAAUGGACAAAUAACACCGAGUAAAGCACUACUACUGUCACAGUAGCUCACUUGUUUAUUUUCUUAAUUCGGUUAGAUCGGUAGAGAUCUGAUCGCAAAAUGAGUGAAGAUACCACAGAAAUGGGAAGUAAUUUUGAGCAUAUGGAGGAUGAGCCAGUUAACUUUCCGCAAACUAGUUCAGAUUUUCUGAGAAGUCUAGCCGAUGAAACUUCCAACGUGGAUCCAUGUGCGAUUAUCAUUGGAUCUCAGAUUAACUCAAACUCCGGGUUGCCUUCGCCUUCUCAGUUUAAUAUGUACCUUAUUAACUCCAUCCUUGGACCAGACAACGAACUUUUAUCUGUUUCUGACAGAGACGAGUUUGUAAAAAAUGUAUCGUCGGCUCAGUCUAAGCUGCUCAAUAGUGCGUGGAAAUUGUUAGGCGAUGAAGUUCUGGAUUCAUUGGAUGUUUACCUAAAGGGUCACUGCAACAAUAUUCACAAUUUUCUAGCAAAGGCGGUACAAAAUGGUCACACGGUUAUUUCAACUCAAUUCGACAACCUGAUUGAACGAGCGCACAAGAGCCUUUUCGGAAAGAAACCUCUAGUUCUACACAAAAUUGAACAGUUUAGAGCCCACGCACAAUCUGAAACAUCGCCUACAUUGCCCCAAGGUUGCAUCAUUAGACUUCAUGGAUGCAUAGACGAGGAAACUCUAUUCCCCCACGCCAGAUAUGACAGCAUCAAAAGGUACUUGUCUAGCAUCGAAACUGGUAUUCAUUCUCAGAAGAAAUCACUAAUGCAGCACAUUUUACAAAACGAGGACUUGGUUGUGAUUGGCUAUGACGGGUCCCAAGAUGAGUUUACGUUGGGUCCCCUAUUACAGCACACCAAGACAGAAAAAUUAGUGCAUUGGAUGUUCCACGAGGUUGAUUGUCUCAAUUCAGAAAACACAGAUCGGAGGUUUCUUGAGCACAGGCAGAGGCUUCUGUUUGAGUCUGUGCGAAAAGGAAUCAAGAUAACUGAAGUUAACAGAGGAAGAGAAACAUUCUUCAUGCAAAAUUUCCUUUUGGCCCAAGAAAAUUCAAUUCAGUGGAAAUCCGAUUUACAUCAAAUGAUUGCCCAAUUUGAAAACCAGACAAACUAUAUCAAGUAUUUCUACCAUGCUGGCCAGACAGUAUCGCGUAGUGUUCCUGAAUGGAAGAAAAUCUUAUUCGCAUUCCAUGUCAGCCUGCUUGCUGAAAAUAUUCCAAGAUGCAAAGAGAUUAUAUCAGAAACAAUACAUUUUGAAAAUCACGAAAUAAGUGAAUGUAAAGCUCGUGCCUUUCUACACCUGGGCAAACUCUGCAUAAAAGAUGGCCCAAAUUCCUCGACAGAGCUUCUAGAAACUGCUAAGGACAGUUUCGAGAAAUCAAGAUCAUUGUUCAUUUCACUUAAUAUUGUCUGCGGCAAAAACGAAUGCGCCGUUGAAAUCAUCAAAGUAAAAAUAUGUCAAAGAAAUUUCAAAACAGCGCUCGACGAUCUGGACGAGCUCGAAAAGUUGCUCGAAAAAUCGGACAAUUACGAUGGCAUCAAGCGCCAUUUGAUUCAAGUGUUUAUCGAGAAAGGUCUAAUCUACAGCAUGACAAGUGACCCAAAACUUCUAAAGAAGAACAAAUCACAAUCGCUGUUGAAAAGUGCGUUAUAUUAUUCCAGACGACUGGAAGACCAACUGAUGAUUUCAUUCAGUUUACAGGCAACCGCUGCAUCAAUUCUCGCUUCAUGCAAAACUAUGGAUUCAUUAAAUCAGAGCAAAACGUUACUGGAAGAAGCGAUUGCUAACUCGCAGUUCGGUGGCAGCGCAACCAUGCGGAUGAAUCAGUACAAAUUAUUGGCACAUACGCUUUCAGAACUAGCAAUGUUAACAGAGGAUCAGGCUAUGAUGGUAAUUAUAAUUACACUCCUUACAUCGAUAUAG